Messenger RNA from Sorghum bicolor (sorghum), 1260 nucleotides. RefSeq names its product PHD finger protein ING1. The record is from RefSeq and is a predicted model, not a curated record. Bases 208 to 939 code for a protein of 243 amino acids. The transcript is spliced from 7 exons. Gene Ontology annotation, cellular component: nucleus. Lineage: Eukaryota; Viridiplantae; Streptophyta; Magnoliopsida; Poales; Poaceae.
CCUUUUCACGUGGGGGCUUAUCUGCAAAAAGGGAUCUCCGAUUCGCACCUCCACCACCUGCCGCGCCGGCCGGCCGGCGAGCCUCUUCCUCUUCUUCCGGUCGCUCCCCUUCCCCGCAUCUUGAUUUGGAUUCUCUGGUGGCUGGGAGAGCCUGCGAGAGGGUGACAACCGGAAAGAUCUGGGCCACAGCAACCGAUCUCCGGCGCCAUGGGGUUCCUCGAGGACUUCCAGGCCAGUGUUGAAGCAUUGCCAUCUAUGCUGCAUCGGAACUAUUCAUUAAUGCGGGAGUUAGAUAAAAGUUUGCAAGGCGUGCAACUAGAAAAUGAGCAGCGCUGUCAGCAAGAAAUAGAGGACAUUAAGCAUGGACUUGAAUCUGGAAGUAUUACAUAUGACCCAGCAAAAUUGAAAUUUUCUGAAGAAGCAAUCGAGGAGCAGAAACACUGUGUUAGAAUUGCUGACGAGAAGGUGGCUUUAGCCACUCAGACUUAUGACCUGGUUGAUGCUCAUAUCCAACAGCUAGAUCAAUUUAUGAGGAAGCUUGAAGAAAUUCGGCAAGAAAAAGAGUCAGCUGCAGCUGUUACUCCAGGGACUGCUGUUGCUACUACUGCCGCUCCAACUGUUAAUGUCGGAGUGACAACUGCUGAUGGUACUCCAAAGAGUGGACGAUCUGGCGAAAGAGGCAGAGGGGGUCGGAAGAAGUCUAAGGUACCCACGGAGCAGCCAGUGCCACCUAUUGAUUUAGAAUUGCCUGUGGAUCCUAACGAACCUACAUACUGCCUCUGCAACCAAGUCAGCUAUGGUGAGAUGGUGGCAUGCGACAAUCCUAAUUGCAAAAUCGAGUGGUAUCACUAUGGCUGUGUGGGCGUCAAGGAGCAGCCCAAGGGAAAGUGGUAUUGCCCAAAUUGCAUCGGAUUCCAGAAGAAGAGAAAAGGCAAGUGAUAUGCAGUCCACAUACUGCUGUGCUAGUGUCCUUGCUUGUUAAAUGUUGUUGAUGUUGGGUAACGAAUCUAGUAGUUGUUUGUGACAGUGCAUACCGUUGUAGAUCCAGUGUUCUGUACAUGUUACUCCUUUGAUGCUGAGGAAGUAAGGAGUGCUCUAGACCUCUUAGAGUUUAGGACCAUCGACCAUGCAAUGCAGCCGGUGUGUAACUUCAUUGCCUUUUGGCGGGGUUUUCAUUCUGUCCCUUGUAUGGGUUUCACAAUAUCAUGUCUGUUUUCUGGUAUCUCUGUGGAGUAUGUUUGUCUUUGCGGUUGCUCUUUC